This is a messenger RNA of Suillus discolor, 498 nucleotides long. RefSeq lists its product as uncharacterized. The record is from RefSeq and is a predicted model, not a curated record. The transcript has 3 exons. Lineage: Eukaryota; Fungi; Basidiomycota; Agaricomycetes; Boletales; Suillaceae. Bases 1 to 498 code for a protein of 165 amino acids.
AUGAGCAACAGCAAUCAAUUAACGGACUCGAGCCCAGUUCCUCCAGACACCACAUCAGUCGCUCCCGGACUCAGCUCGGUCCAACCGCCAAACAAAGUUCGUCGGUUUCUGAGCAAGGUCAAGGAUGGUGUCACGAAGCAUAUUCCUGUAAGUCGAGCAACCGAGUUGUAUUGGGAUCUGGCUGAGAUCAUAAACAAGCGCUCGAAGAAUUUGCGCACCCGCGACCCCGUUCAGGAUACUUCUGCUGUUGUACAACAGGGCGCCGAUUCCCAAUCUGUGAACAAGGCACUUCAGGAUGCCGGUCACGGUGCAGAUCAGAUGAACCAAAUUUGGGGACAUGCGAGACCCGUAUUGUCCGCAGGCGAAAAUGGACCAGCGGCACUCGAUGAUGUAGACAGUAUAGAGACCACUUAUCUUCAACCCCUCAGGACAUUCGACACCGUGAUCGGGACGAUAGCAGGGGUAUGUUCUCUCUCUUCCUCUUUAGAACUAGACUAA